Messenger RNA from Setaria italica (foxtail millet), 1081 nucleotides. RefSeq names its product probable chalcone--flavonone isomerase 3. Gene Ontology annotation, molecular function: intramolecular lyase activity. Bases 188 to 835 code for a protein of 215 amino acids. Lineage: Eukaryota; Viridiplantae; Streptophyta; Magnoliopsida; Poales; Poaceae. The transcript is spliced from 3 exons. The record is from RefSeq and is a predicted model, not a curated record.
GAGCCUGCAACUUGCAACAGCAAUGCUCACACUCUUUUAAUUGCCCGCACUUCCUUCCUGCCUGCACCUAGCUGCAUGCCUAGCUCCACAUACAGGACUCCCUGCACAACCACAAGCUCAAAACCCUUCCUACCUCCAGUUAGUUUCUUCGAUCCACCUGUCGUCACCACUAAUUUCCCAAGGCAAAAUGGGCUCGGAGACGGAGACGGUCACCGUGGAAGGCAUCCCGUUCCCGGCGGAGAUCACCGUCGGCAACCCUCUCUCCCUCCUAGCUAACGGCAUCACGGACAUCGAGAUCCACUUCCUGCAGAUCAAGUACAACGCCAUCGGCAUCUACCUCCACAACAACCACGCGCUGCUCCACCACCUGCAGAGCUGGAAGGGCAAGACCGCCGACGAGCUGCUCGGAGACGACGCCUUCUUCCAGGCCCUGGUCUCGGCUCCAGUGGAGAAGCUCUUCAGGGUCGUGGUGAUCAAGGAAAUCAAGGGCUCGCAGUACGGCGUGCAGCUCGAGAGCUCCGUCCGCGACCGCCUCGUCGCCGCCGACAAGUACGACGACGAGGAGGAGGAGGUCCUCGAGAAGGUCGCCGAGUUCUUCCAGUCCAAGUACUUCAAGCCAAGCUCCGUCAUCACGUUCCACUUCCCGGCCACACCUGGAGCCGCAGAGAUAUCGUUUGCCACGGAGGGCAAGGACGAGGCGAAGAUGAGGGUGGACAACGAGAACGUGGCGGCGAUGAUCCAGAAGUGGUACCUCGGCGGCGAGUCCGCGGCGUCUCCGACCACCGUCCAGAGCCUCGCCGAUCGUUUCGCGGCGCUCCUCUCGGCGGCUGCGUGAUUAUAUUGCUGCGACUGCUAAUUAAUUUCCUUCCAGCGGAAUUGAACUCGUCAAAUUCUGUCCUAUCGGUCAUCUCGUGUGUUGCGGCAAAUUGAAUUGCAAAUAAUUAAGACUGGUUUCUGAACGAUCUGGAAGGCAAGGGUGUUUUGUUCUGGUGAUGGCAUGGUUGCUAUUCUGAUGGCAAAGCUUUGUUAAAAUCAUGUAUCGUCAAUUAUAUAUCUUAGUUAAUGUCUACAGACAAAAAAA